Hordeum vulgare subsp. vulgare (domesticated barley) is the source of this 3624-nucleotide messenger RNA. Its product is annotated as vacuolar protein sorting-associated protein 54, chloroplastic. Bases 39 to 3011 code for a protein of 990 amino acids. The record is from RefSeq and is a predicted model, not a curated record. NCBI's taxonomy places the organism in Eukaryota, Viridiplantae, Streptophyta, Magnoliopsida, Poales, Poaceae. Gene Ontology annotation, molecular function: syntaxin binding. Gene Ontology annotation, biological process: retrograde transport, endosome to Golgi; Golgi to vacuole transport. Gene Ontology annotation, cellular component: GARP complex. The transcript is spliced from 19 exons.
UCCGCCUCCCCUCCCCUAGCCCCCCCGCACGCGCAGCGAUGGCCUCGCGCCCGCCCCUCCGCACCGCCUCCGCCUCCGCCUCCUACUCCACCGACUCCCCCACCGCCGCGGCGGUGCCCCCGGGCGGCGUCCCGCAGUCCAUCACGUCGCUCCUCAACAACCCGCUCCCCUCGGCCUCCGCCGGCUCCUACUGGCUCCCGUGGCCCCCGCCCACCGCCCUCCCGGACGCGCCGCCCCCGCCCUCCCACCCCUGCGAGGUCUCCCGCGCCGACUUCGCGCCCUACCUCGCCCGCGUCGCCGACCCCUUCGCGCGCUUCGCCGACGUCCGCCUCCACGCCACCGCCGAGCUCGCCCUCGCCGCCUCCGACCUCGCCGCCCCCGCCUCCGCCUCCUCCUCCGGCCUCGCCGCAUGCCUCCGCGAGGUCCCCGCGCUCUUCUUCAAGGAGGACUUCGCGCUCGAGGAGGGGGCCACCUUCGAGGCCGCCUGCCCGCUCGCCGACGCCGCCCUGCAGGAGCGCCUCGGCCAGCACCUCGACGUCGUCGAGGCGCACCUCGUGCGGGAGAUCGCGCGCCGCUCCGAGUCCUUCUACGAGGCCCAGGGCCGGCUCCGCGGCCUCGACGGGGAGAUCGUCGCCGCCGUCGGGAGGAUCCGGGAGCUCAGGGAGGUGGUCCGGGUGCUCACGGGCGACCUGGUCGGCGACGCCCAGCAGGUGCAGGAGCUCAAUGCCACCCGGGGGAACCUCGUCGCGCUGCAGGAGAAGCUCACCAUCAUCCUCUAUGUCAGUCAGGCGCUCGCAGCCCUCAAGCUGCUUGUGCUAGCGGCAGAUUGUGCUGGUGCGCUUGAUGUCAUUGAUGACUUGCAAAAUCUCAUAGACACUGAUGAACUUGCUGGGCUUUAUUGCUUUCGACAUAUUCGUGAUCAGUUGGGAGCAUCAUUAGAUUCAGUGAACAGCAUUCUUUCAGCAGAGUUUGUACGGGCUGCUGUUCCUGAUGGAAAAACUGUCGAUGCAAUGGUUUUAUCAACUGUGAAAAGGAAGACUUCUACCCCCCUCAAUGGGACCGAGCAUGAAGUAAACGUUGAUGAGGAGGAUGGCUUCAUCCUCAGAGAUCGUCUUCUUCCCCUCAUUAUUUGCCUGCUGAGAACGGACAAAGUUCCUGCAGUGCUCAGAAUAUACCGGGAUACCCUUAUUACUGUUAUGAAAGCGUCAAUCAAAUCCACAGUUGCAGAGAUGCUUCCAGUUUUGAUUUCCAAACCAAUAGAUUCUGAUUCAGUAACUGGAGACAGAGCUGCCGAUUCUGAUGCUGGAGGCCAGUCUUUAGCAAAUAAACUGCGUAGUCUAUCAUCUGAAGGUUUUGUUCAGCUUUUAUCGGCUAUUUUUAGUAUAGUUCAGGUACAUUUACUGCAAGCAGCUGAAGUUAAAAAAAUAGUUCAGUGGAUCAUGCGAAACCUUGAUGGGAACAUAAGUCCUGAUGACACAAAUCCUGUCGUACAACAUGGUGGCUCAGUUGAUUUUUCCCAAGAGAAAGACUAUGAUGUUACUUCACGGGUCUCUAAUACUGUUACACGCAGUCCUACUAAGCUUCCGUUGUUUCAAGGAAAGGCAAAUGAUAUGUCCAGUAUAAAUUCAAUAAAGAAUAUUCGAGCUGAUGUGUUGAGAGAAAGCACAGAAGCAGUGUUUGCUGCAUGUGAUGCUGCACAUGGACGAUGGGCUAAGCUGCUAGGUGUUCGUGCUGCUCUACAUCCCAAGUUAAGGCUCCAGGAGUUCCUGAUCAUCUAUAAUAUAACGGAAGAAUUCAUAGCUGCUACAGAAAAGGUUGGAGGCAGGUUAGGUUACAACAUUCGCGGAAUUCUACAGCAACAGUCAAAGCAAUUUGUUGAGUAUCAGCAUAGUGUUCGGAUGGCAAAAAUUAAGGCAGUUCUUGACCAAGAGACAUGGGUCGCUGUUGAUGUUCCUGAAGAAUUCCAAGCGAUUGUUCUGUCACUGUCAUCAACUGACUUUCCUGUUAAUGGCAUGGAGAUGCCUAGCAAUGAUAACUCAAAGCUCAUUGAGGAUGGGAUUUCAACAAGUCAAGAAUCAGCACAUUCAACUGAAAAUAAUGUUGAAAAUAGCAAUGGAACAUCUACCACAAGCAAUGAAAACAAGGUUGAAUCCACUUCUCAGACUGAAAAUAGUGUUGCUGGCCAUGUUAGGCCAGUCUCGCAAACCAUUGUGCUUGGAGGUGUUGGCUAUCAUAUGGUGAACUGCGGUUUGAUAUUGUUGAAAAUGCUAUCAGAGUAUGUUGACAUCAGUAAAUGUUUGCCAUCGUUAUCUUUUGAGGUGGUCCAACGUGUUGUUGAGAUAUUAAAACAUUUCAAUACUAGAACUUGCCAGCUGGUUCUUGGUGCAGGUGCCAUGCAGGUAUCUGGUCUGAAAUCAAUUACUUCUAAGCAUUUAGCUUUGGCAAGUCAAAUUAUCAGUUUCAUACAUUCUUUGAUUCCAGAUAUUCGUCGAGUACUUUUCCUGAAAAUACCGGAAGCACGCAAACAUCUGUUGAUGUCUGAACUGGAUAGAGUUACUCAGGACUAUAAGGUUCAUCGAGAUGAAAUUCACACCAAGCUAGUCCAGAUAAUGAGGGAGAGGUUGCUAGCAAAUCUUAGAAAAUUACCGCAAAUCGUGGAAAGUUGGAAUGGACCAGAUGAUAAUGAUUCACAGCCAAGUCUAUUCGCCAAAGCUGUUACAAAGGAAGUCACUUAUUUGCAUCGCAUCCUUUCUCAAAUACUGCUUGAGGUUGAUCUGCAAGCGAUAUUCAGGCAAGUAGUCCAGAUAUUCCAUUCCCAUAUUACAGAUGCAUUUUCAAAGUUGGAACUCAAUAGUCCUCAGGCAAAGAACAGAUUAUGUCGAGAUGUUCAACAUAUUCUUGUAUGUAUUCGAAAGUUGCCUGCUCAGAACUUCAGCUCAGAACCUGUUCGAAAUUAUGGUCUUCUUGACGAGUUCUUGGCUGAGAAGUUCGGGACAAAAGUUGACGAGUGAUUGACAUGUACAUUAGGAACUGACUGCUGUCUGCAAAUGUUCAGUGGUGGUAAAUAUGGUAAAUGUGAAGCUAUCAAAGACAUCACUGUUGGCAUAAAAUCCUAAGCAGGUAUUGCUGCAGAGGAUAUCGGAAACAUAGUGCUCUUGAUGGCAAUGAAUUACUACGUCAAUACAUCUAGUAGCGCUUUGCGAGAUCACAUGCCAAUGGUUUUCCACACCUGACCUGAGCCGAAAUUUUUGCACCGUACUUCCGCCAUGUUAGGCCGCGUUCCAUCUUUUGCUUGUUCCGAUAGUAUUUCAACCCCUUUUGUGGGAAAAGCUGAUAUUGGUUAGAUGUUGGGUAUAGAGGAGCCAUAGAAGGAACCUGACAGACAUUUUCGGCAGCACGGCCCAUUCUUUGCGUAUUGCCCUGCCUUUUGGUGCAGUGUGUUAUUAAUUGGAUAUCGUGUCGUUGAUGCAGCCGAUUGUAUCUUGUUCCUGUAAGGUUUGUAUAACUAUUCUUGUCAGUGCAGUAAUAAGUAAUUGUGAAAUGUUUAGUACAUGAAGAUAUUAUUCAUACUAUACAUGGUUAUUAAACAGGAAUUCAGGGGCUUAGACAUGCCCAUUUUUUCAA